CACGUAUUUCCCAUUCGGCACCUUUUCUCCACCAAGGAAAACCAGAAAGAUGCGCGAUCCCCCUCAAACCGGCAUGGCUCCAGUAACCCCCACCGCCACGCCGACCACCGAGACGGCCUCUAAAUCUCCUUUCCUGCGCCUCUCCCGCAAAACAUCCACCGCAGUCUCCUCCACCAGUACGCCCGUUGCCCAGGUGGCCGCUCCGCUUACGGUCGCCGUCGGCAGCACACUGGGCACGCUGGAGACUCUCCCGACAGCGUUGUUGGAUAGAGUGCUGCAGGCAUGUGCGCCGGAGUUGGCGAAAGUGAGGAAUGUUUCACGGGGAUGCAGAGCGGCGGUGGAUAGGUAUGUGGGGAAAAAAUGCAAGCGGUUUCAGGAAAGCGUUGAGGAGGCUGAGUGCUGGGGUCAUCGCGCGCCGACCCUGUCGGACCUUCUUUUUCUAGACCCACUAGCCCUCCGCAAUAUUCUCCAAAAGUACUAUGCGCCGCGUCUCUACGGCACUGGCACCUCGCUCAAAAUCCAAGGCACCAACGGUGCCGCGGGCAACGCCUUGCGCAUCGAGUCCUCCGAAGUCGGCGGCAUCAGCGAGCUCGGUGAUGAGGAUGACGACGACGAGUCGGAUGAGUUGACCAAUGAUCUCAACCGGGGCGGGGACACCGCGUUGGAGAGCGUCGGCGACGAUGAUGUGAAACGGGGAGUUAAUGCUACUUCAGGCGGGACAUUGGCUCGCACGGGUACGGUGGUGAAGCGGGAGGCGGCUAUGCAGAAGUUGUUGUUCACGGCCUUCCGGGCCGCGCUGGACAACUAUGAGGAAGGGUGCUGGGCUACUGUGGGGGUGCUGAGGGAGUUUGUGGUCAAAAACAGGCUGCAGUAUAGUCUGGCGGCAACCGCCGGGUCCAGUAUGGGCACUCCCAGCAGUCCUAACAACGAUGUCACGGCUUUGGGGACAAGGCUGGACAUCCCCGACGACGUCCAUUCCGAACGCGACAUGGCGGAUGGUGCCAGCGUCCGCUCGGGAUGUACGGAACGUCGUAACAAAACGGACGGCGGUCUUGGUUUAGGCGCAGACGGCCAAUCGCUCGACAAUCUGCUGAACCUUCCGACCCGCCUCUUACCCACCUUGCCCGCAUCCACCGCGAAAGACUCCAUCUGGCUCCGGCUCAACGGCGAACUUUACCGCCAAGCAUGCAUGCACGGCCACGCGUUCAAUCUGCCGCCUCUCAGUGAUUUGGGAGGCAUGGAGGAAUCAAGCAUCAAUGGCGGUGGUGUGGUGGGCACACUGACCGCAUCUGCGGAGAUUGCCGUCAGAGCAGACCAGCCAGGGAUGCUUGUGGCCUGUUUGGAUUCAUCGCGAAUCGUGGGAUGUCUGUGGGCAGUGAUCGACAGAGGCUUCCAGGCCGUGAUGGCCGCCGAUCGGGUGGGAAGGCGGGUAGGUGUGGAUUCUGUGCUGGUAUUGCUCGACGCGGCGUUCAAUGACCCUCUGGGACCGUGGGCUGGGUGCCUUGCUAGUCGGAAGUGGGGAUUCGAUGGGUGGCAGCGGGGAAGGUCAUACGGGGCGGCGCAGGAUGGGGAGGUACUGGCGGCGGAUACUGCGAGGGGAUUACUGAUCAAGGCGGAGGAGUGCACGAAGCUGUAUGGACUGCCCUGGCAUCGCCUGUCGGUGCGUGGGGAGUUUGCUGUUGUGCCGGUGGAAGAAGUAGCGAGAGAGGUUCGCAGUCGUUUAAAGAUUAUGAUGUAGUUUGUAGUCGUCAAUAUGCACCGCAUUGCCGUGACGUUGAUCUAAUACCUUUCCGUAACUUGACUUUCGAAAUAUUUUGUAACAUCUGGAAGGCU
Molecule: messenger RNA, 1833 nt
Organism: Fimicolochytrium jonesii
Lineage: Eukaryota; Fungi; Chytridiomycota; Chytridiomycetes; Spizellomycetales; Powellomycetaceae
Exons: 2
Coding region: 50-1738 (562 amino acids)
Source: RefSeq, a predicted model, not a curated record